Giardia duodenalis is the source of this 621-nucleotide messenger RNA. RefSeq lists its product as uncharacterized. Lineage: Eukaryota; Fornicata; Diplomonadida; Hexamitidae. The transcript has a single exon. The coding region runs from base 1 to 621 and encodes 206 amino acids. The record is from RefSeq and is a predicted model, not a curated record.
AUGAAUCGCUCUCGAUCCACCGCCACGCCGGCGACAAGCUAUACACAAGUAGGGGGGCUUUUUUAUCAGCUGCCCAAGGUGUCGACUCCCAGAGGCUCACAUCACUUCAGAAUUCCAGGUGCCCCGGUCACACCUGAAGUUGAUGGGUCUAAAACCGUCAGAUCGUCUAACCUCAAUACCCCCAUGCAGUCCUUAUUAAUUCCUGCUAACAGCGUCUCAACACCGAGACCGGCAGUUGAGCAUUCCGGGAUGCUCGUCACUUACCGAGCCAAAUCCACCUUGAACAACCCCACCAAGGUUAAACCGUUUACUUUGUCUAGCUCCAAACGUGGUAGCUCUGAGGAACACAUCAAGAAAACGAUAGACGAAUACCAUAGAUACAAAGUACGCAGAGAUGCAGAAAAAGAACGGGUGAAGGAAGCUAUGUUAGCGGAACGGGAGCUCUAUGAACGUGCAGAAAGGGCCGCAGCGGCACGAAAUCGUAAAAGGUGGGCACAAGAGAUGGCGUCUUCUCCUUACCGUCAAACACAACUAGACGACUUCUCAAGAGCUUUGAGAGCGUAUACUCCAACAAACAAGUCACGGUCGUCGACCCCGGUCUUGCAAACAUCUAAAGAUUAA